AUGGCGGGCGCCGCUGACGAGGGGCUCUACUCGCGGCAGCUCUACGUGCUGGGCCGCGGCGCCAUGGAGCGGCUGGCGGGCGCCGCGGUGCUCGUGGCGGGGCUGCGCGGCCUGGGCGCCGAGGUGGCCAAGGCGCUGGUGCUGGCGGGCAUGCGCGCCGUCGCCCUGCACGACGACGAGGCCGCCCGCCCCGCCGACCGCGCCUCGCAGUUCUUCCUCACGGAGCGCGACGUGGGUCGGAACCGGGCCGUGGCCUCCCAGCGGCGCCUCGCCGAGCUCAACCCCCACGUGCAGGUGACAGCACACAGCGGGGAGCUGUCCGAGAGCUUCCUGGCCUCCUUCCAGGUCGUGGUCCUCACUGACUCCCCGCUGGAGGAACAGCUCCGCAUCGGCGACUUGUGCCAUGCCCGGGGCAUCUGCUUCAUCGUGGCCGAUGUGAAGGGGCUGGCAGGGCAGCUAUUUUGUGAUUUUGGGGACCACUUCGUGGUUCACGACCCAGCGGACACUGAACCGGUUUGUGCCUCCGUGCAGCACAUCUCCCAGGGCAACCCAGGAGUGGUGACGUGCGUGGCAGAAGAGGGCUGCGGCCACCUUUUCUGCGACGGCGACACGGUGACGUUCUCGGGCGUGGAGGGCAUGACGGAGCUCAACGGCGGGCAGCCCUGCCCCGUUCGCGUGCUGGAUGCCUUUCACCUGGAGAUUGGCGACACGAGCUCCUUCGCGCCCUACCUCCGCGGGGGCCAAGUCAAGCAGGUCCACCUGCCCCGCGAGUAUUCGUAUAAGCCCCUGCGCGAAGCGCUGGCGCAGCCGAAGAUCCAAGCGGAUGCCCAAGAGCUGCCCCGCAGCCGCAGCCUGCACGUGGCUUUCCAGGCCCUGCACGCCUUCCGCCGGGAGCACAGGCGCCUGCCGCGGCCCCGGGCGCCGGAGGACGCCGAGCGGGUGCUGGAGCUGGCCUGGAGGCUGGACGAGGGGCAGGAGCCCCUGGCCGAGGACGUGGUGCGAGCCUUCGCCAGCGUGAGCGCGGGGGACCUGUGUCCCAUGGCGGCCUUCCUCGGCGGCCUGGCAGCCCAGGAGGCACUGAAGGCCGCCUCGGGGAAAUUCGUGCCCUUGGACCAGUGGCUCUACUUCGACGCCCUGGAGUGCCUGGCCGUGGAGGGCGCCGCGCGGCUCACGGAGGACGACUGUGCCCCGAGGGGCUCUCGCUACGACGGCCAGAUCGCCGUGUUCGGGGCUGACUUCCAGGAGAGGCUGGGCCGCCAGAAAUACUUCGUGGUGGGAGCCGGUGCCAUUGGCUGCGAGCUGCUGAAAAACUUCGCCAUGAUGGGGCUGGCCGCGGGGGCCGGCGGGGACAUCACGGUGACCGACACGGACACGGUUGCCCGCUCCAACCUCCAUCGGCAGUUCCUCUUCCGCUCGGCGGAUAUAUCGAAGCCGAAGGCAGAGGUGGCAGCUGCCGCGGUGCGGCUCAUGAACCCCGACACCAAGGUGACGGCACACCAGAACCAGGUGGGCCCUGCCACGGAGCUCAUCUACGGGGAGGACUUCUUCAAGCAGCUGGACGGUGUCGCCAGUGCCGUGGACAACCUGGAGACCCGUUCCUACCUGGAGAGCUGCUGCCGCCGCUCCCUCAGGCCGCUGGUGGAUUCGGGCACGGAGGGCACGCGGGGCAACGUGCUCCCCAUGGUGCCCCACCUGACCAGGCUGCCGGGGCCUGCCAGUGACCCUGUGGAGCAGACCUUCCCCCUGUGCACGCUGCGACACUUCCCCUGGGCCAUCGAGCACACGCUGCAGUGGGCGCGCGAUGAGUUUGAGGGGCUCUUCAGGCUCUCUGCGGAGAACGUCAACCAGUUCCUGGCAGACCCGACCUUCGUGGAGCGCCUGGAGGCACCAGAGGCUCUGGAGGUGCUGGAGCGAGUGCGAGGGAGCUUGCGCGAGCGGCCGCGGCACUGGGCGGACUGCGUGCGCUGGGCGCGCCGGCGCUGGCAGAGCUGCUACCACGACGGCAUCUCCCGGCUGCUGCUCGCCUUCCCCCCGGACCACGAAAGCAGCCCGGGCGUCGCCUUCUGGUCGGGGAACAGGAGGUGUCCCCACGAGCUGACGUUUAACCCUGACGACGACACCCACAUGACUUAUAUCAUGGCUGCUGCCCGCCUCUUUGCUCAGACACACAAGGUUUUGGCUCCCGGGGACAGGGCAGCUGCUCGGGAGAUCCUGCGCAACGUGGUCCUGCCACCCUUCACACCCCACGAGGGGCUUCACAUCAGCAUCACGGAGGAAGGGGAGGAGGUCCAGGAGGCUGUGGACCACGGGCAGCUGGCAGAGCUCACCCAGGAGCUGGCCCGGUGGCGCCAGGAGCUGGUGGAGGCUCGGGACACACAAAUACCCCUCAUGGAGCCCAUCCUCUUCGAGAAGGACGACGACUUGCACGUCGACUUCGUCACAGCCGCAUCCAACCUGCGCGCGGGCAACUACGGCAUCCCCGGCGCCGACCGGCUCGCGAGCAAGCGCCUCAUGGGGCGCAUCGUGCCCGCCAUCGCCACCACCACCAUGGCCGUGGCCGGCCUGGCCUGCCUGGAGAUCUACAAGCUGGCGUGGGGCUGCCGGGAGCGCGGCUGCUACCGCAGGAGCAACGUGUAUCUCUCCAGCUCCCUGCUGCUCCGCGGGGAACCUGGGCCGCCCGACACCUACUGGUACGGCCAGCGGGAGUGGAGCUGCUGGGAGCGGCUGGAGGUGCAGGCGGCGGGCGCCGACGGGCGCGAGAUGACGCUGCGGGAGCUGCUCGAGUGGCUGGAGGGCGCGCACGGCCGGCCCGUCGCCAUGCUCCUGCACGGCUACACGGUGCUCUACGACGGCGCGGCCGACGAGGCGACGCGGGCGCGGCAGCGGGCGCUGAGGCUGUCGGAGAGCCUGGAGGCGGCCGGCGAGCCGCGGCGGCGGCAGCUGGAGCUGCACUACGUGUGCGAGGGAGAGGGCGAGCGGGACGGCGGCGGCUGCCCCCCGCUCCUCUGCUCCCUGCCCUGA
Nothoprocta perdicaria is the source of this 3021-nucleotide messenger RNA. RefSeq names its product ubiquitin like modifier activating enzyme 7 (gene UBA7). Gene Ontology annotation, biological process: protein sumoylation. The transcript is spliced from 24 exons. The record is from RefSeq and is a predicted model, not a curated record. Gene Ontology annotation, cellular component: SUMO activating enzyme complex; cytoplasm. Bases 1 to 3021 code for a protein of 1006 amino acids. Gene Ontology annotation, molecular function: SUMO activating enzyme activity. NCBI's taxonomy places the organism in Eukaryota, Metazoa, Chordata, Aves, Tinamiformes, Tinamidae.